Molecule: messenger RNA, 2378 nt
Organism: Aplosporella prunicola CBS 121167
Lineage: Eukaryota; Fungi; Ascomycota; Dothideomycetes; Botryosphaeriales; Aplosporellaceae
Exons: 7
Coding region: 22-1965 (647 amino acids)
Biological process (GO): regulation of GTPase activity; signal transduction
Cellular component (GO): cytoplasm
Source: RefSeq, a predicted model, not a curated record
ACCCCAAAACACCAACCUGCAAUGGACCCUUCGCACGACUUACCCUCGCCUUCCGGCUCCACUCCCAACAGUGUCGAGCACAACAGCAACAACAACAACAACCAUGGCCCCGCCUUCAACGAGCCCAUCACAAAGGUCGACGAGGUCUUGUAUUCUGACAUCGGAUUGACUACGCUGCUCACCCGCCUGAAGCAAAGUAUCGCAUCCGCCAGGGACUUCUCCGGCUUCCUCAACAAGCGCUCCAGACUCGAGGAGGAGCAGGCGCAGGGCAUCAAGAAGCUCUGCCGCUCCACCCAUGAGUCUCUGCGCCGCAACGAAGUCCGCCAGGGCACCUAUGCCGCCCAGUUCGAGGAGGCCACCCGGCUCCACGAACGCAUGGGCGAGAACGGCAUGCAGUUCGCGCUGUCGCUGCACCAGAUGCACGAGGACUUGAACGAGCUGUGCAGCAACAUGGAAAAAGGGCGCAAGACGUGGAAGCAGACUGGACUGUCAAACGAGAAAAAGGUCUCGGACGCGAUCGCGCAAAUGGAGAAGGCAAAGUCGAAGUACGACUCUCUGGCCGAAGACUACGACAAGGUCAGGACCGGCGACAAGAGCGCCGGUAGGGUUUUCGGUAUCAAGGGGCCCAAGAGCGCGCAGCAACACGAGGAAGAUCUACACCGCAAGCUGCAGGCUGCGGACCAGGAUUACGCGGCCAAGGUGCAGAACGCACAGAUGUUGAGGCAGGAACUGGUGGACAAGCAGAGACCCGAGGCGGUGAGCGCUCUUCUCGACUUGACCAAGGAGUGUGAUGCCGCCGUCGCGCUGCAAUUGCAGAAAUUCGCUUCUUUCAACGAAAAGCUCAUUCUGGGCAACGGCAUUUUGGUUGCGCCUCUCAACAACCCUGGCGAGCCACCGCAGUCGAGUCUGAGGGACAUUGUCUACAGGGUUGACAAUGAGAAGGAUUUCCAAUCCUACAUCAGGAGCCAAUCCAGCAAAGUCACCUCGCCACCCAUAAUCAUGUAUAAGCAGCACCCGACUUUGGCGCCACCGCCACAGCCAAGUGCAACUCCAGUGCAUACCAAGCCGCCCCAAUUGGGUCCUAUUGAUACCGGCUCGCAUAUGGAGUCUCAGCCUCAGCAGCAGAGCGGCGCUGGGGGAUCAUACUUGAACUAUGAUUCCGCGCCAGGACAAUCGCUUAUGUCGCCGCAGGAUGGUCCGAAACACAACCCUUACUCUUCGCCGACGCGGGAAACCCCGCCGUACCCAAUGUCGUCGAACCCGCCUUACAACGGCUCUAGCGAUGGCUACGGCAUGUCUCCGCCAAAGAGCGCAGGCUUUGGCGGGCCAGUGACUAACGCUUCUUCGUAUGCUAACGCGCCGCCGAUCAAGCCGGUGUUUGGCAUUACGUUGGAGGAGCUGUUCCACAGAGACGGCACCCCCGUGCCCAUGGUCGUGUACCAGUGCAUCCAGGCCGUGGACCUGUUCGGCCUCGACGCCGAAGGCAUCUACCGGGUGCCAGGCACGAACUCGCACAUCCAAGCGAUGAAAGCCAUGUUCGACCACGACUCGGAAAUCGUCGACUUCCGUAACCCGGAAGCCUUCUUCCACGACGUCAACAGCGUCGCAGGCCUGCUAAAGCAGUUCUUCCGCGACCUGCCCGACCCGCUGCUCACGCAGGAGCACUACGAGGCCUUUAUCGACUCGGCGCGCAUCGACGACGACAUUGUGCGCCGCGAUAGCUUGCACGCCAUUAUCAAUGCGCUUCCGGAUCCGAAUUACGCGACGUUGCGUGCGCUUGUGCUGCAUUUGAAUCGCGUGCAGGAUCGUAGCGCGAGUAAUCGUAUGAGCACGACGAAUUUGGCGAUUUGUUUUGCCCCGAGCUUGAUGGGCCCGCAUAGAGGCCAAAUGGCCGACGCGGGCUUGCAGGCCAAGGUCGUGGACACGAUUCUCGUGAAUACGUACCAGAUCUUUGACGAGGACUAAGUUAAGUGGAUCAGUAUGGGUAUGUAAGGAACGGGAGAUAUGGGCUGGGGAGGGGGAGUAAGUUUCUGAAUGCCGGUGUUGGUAAGGAAGGAUAUGCUGUGGUAAUAUGGCUGUUGAGUUGAGUUGAAUUGCGUGGGGAGGGGCUUUUAUAUAGUUGUUGUUGUUGUGUGUUCUUUUUACUUUACUUUUACUCUUGGAGCCGGCGGGCGCUGCUGGUGUUUGAUACCAAUUUACGUUUUAUUAGUGCAUCCUUUGUUUGGAUUGGUUUGGAUUGGUUUUGGAUGUUUGCUGGGUGAGGGUGAGUAGUGGGGUUUUUUGCUUGUUGCCGUUGGUUGGUGGCUGGGGCGGGUUGGGCGUGAAGUUUCUGGUGUAUGUACGUCUCUAUCUCACGCUAUCUAAAUAAAAGAACCAGU